Messenger RNA from Colletotrichum navitas, 979 nucleotides. RefSeq lists its product as uncharacterized. The record is from RefSeq and is a predicted model, not a curated record. Bases 233 to 781 code for a protein of 182 amino acids. The transcript has a single exon. NCBI's taxonomy places the organism in Eukaryota, Fungi, Ascomycota, Sordariomycetes, Glomerellales, Glomerellaceae.
CUUCAAUGUCUACGAAUGGCAUUACAGCCGCGAAAGGGGAGAGGGGGGGCCUUGUCGCUCACUCCGGAUCUCUUGAUCCAAACCCUCUCUCUCUCUCUCACUCUCUCUCUCUCUCUCUCUCUCACACACACCCCUCGCCGAGGAACCCACGACGAAAUGCCGCAAGUUGAAUGAAUGGCAAUGAGAGAGAGGCUCAUUUUGCGUGGUGGGCGGCCUGGCGGGGAGGGCUGACAUGCGGAAAUACCGCGCGUCGGAGAUGCUUCCCAGUCUUCUUACAUGUCACAACGGCCUGUCUUCUGGGAGGGACAACGGCACUGCUCGCUUGAGCCUCCUCUCGCAUGUGCCCGUGGCAGCCGUCGUCCGAUGCGCCAGUUCGCGCCAGCACGACCUUUCGAAGGCUCAUCCUCGCCUCCAAUGUCGUGGCGGCGGCGGCGGCGGCGGCGGCGGCACGGCUGGACGAGUUGAGAUCGCGCCGGGCCAUGCUCGUUGUCGCUGCUCGCUUCCGCUGCUGUGCAUAUUGCGACGGGCUGAGUGUCUUGGCCUCCGGAGUCCGGCCAGCGCUCCUCCUCCGACGGUGUUUUGUGAUGUCAUGCCCGGAGUGGCCGCAGCAUUCAUUCUUUUAGAUAUUCCAACCGGCGCGAUGCCUGGUCGCCAAGCAUCGAGGCCUUUUUUUUUUUUUUUUUCCAAAGUCAGGUCCUCCCCAUCUCGCUCAAUGCCCCGAAGGCUCUCACGUACAGAUGAACACUGGGUCUGCAUGCUGUAUGCUGACAGCCGCGGAUGACUGGGCGUACUGCUAGAAGAGAGUUCGGGUUUGCAGCCGCCCCCUCCGUUCGGAAUAACAACACCAGUGUCAGCCACCAACCUUGUCCGACGUCGAAGGCAGGGUCGUCAACACACCAUGUCGUGUCGCUGCUGCGGCCGGCACCCUCGACUGCUGCAGGGAGAUCAGAAUCCUGCGCGUCGAUUUGCGAAGGGGAGA